Messenger RNA from Batrachochytrium dendrobatidis JAM81, 3696 nucleotides. RefSeq lists its product as uncharacterized. The coding region runs from base 1 to 3696 and encodes 1231 amino acids. Lineage: Eukaryota; Fungi; Chytridiomycota; Chytridiomycetes; Rhizophydiales. Gene Ontology annotation, molecular function: protein dimerization activity; chloride channel activity. Gene Ontology annotation, cellular component: cortical endoplasmic reticulum. The transcript is spliced from 5 exons. Gene Ontology annotation, biological process: chloride transmembrane transport. The record is from RefSeq and is a predicted model, not a curated record.
AUGGCUGCGACUCGCCCUAUUUCUGUGCCAUUUAGUGCUGCAUCGAAUAGUCGUGCCCAGUCCUCCAGAGUUCAAGUCGUAUCCUCCCAGACAGGGAGCUUUAAUGCUCCUGUCCAUUCUAAUGACAAUCUGAUUACAUCUUUAUCAAAAACAACCCAAUCCCGCACUGCAACUGACACUACUGUUGAUUUGGCGUUUGCAUCGAUUGCCAUGCCUGCAGCCGCUUUGUCCUCUUCCAAACAUACAGCUGUAGAACCAGAUCUCACUAAUACAAAUUCAAUCCAACAUAACAACUCCAACUCGUUCACCAAGACCAACCAAGUUCAUACAGUUGAAUCUAACUCCAGCUCGACUGCUAUUCAGUCCAGUUUUUGGAAAGUCGGCACUGCCACACAUCCAUCGGAUGAUCAAGAUCAGCAUGUUGCUGUUCAAAUGGCGGACGAUGCAGUGCCUAUCCAACGCAAGCCAAUCGAGAUUCGAGCUGUUUCCUCUAAACAGCCGUUGGAUACUUCUUUGGACACACCUACAGACAACAGCUUUAACAAAAAUGCAACACUUGGAAGUCAUUUUUUCAACUAUAUUAAUAGCAGCAGCUCGCAACUACGAAAUCGCUCAGCCACACCUACUGCUCAUGUUGAAAGAAAAUGGAAUCAAGGAAUGUGGGAUGCAGUAAUUGCAUCCACCAAAGACAAAAACAGAGGCCAUAAAAAUUUAGAACAAAUCAGAUUGGAUCUGAUAAAACUCAAUUUGGUAGACAAACCUGCAGUCUAUAUUCGCAACAUGAGACGCACUGUUGUUUUGUUUGGUCAUAAAACUGACAGUAUACUUAUGGACACCAUUUGGGCAUGGCAUCUUGAAAAUCUAUCCGCAAACUCCAUUGAUGCCAUGAACCAUUUUGCCGGUGAAAAAAAUGCCGACGCUAUUGUGAAAUUACUGUAUUCCAAAAGCAUGUCGCCGUGGGAUAGUGUUAUUCAGUUUGAUGUGUCGGAAAAAAAAGACUCUUCGUUGAGAAUAUCAAAAGAAAAAGUCAAUGAACUCCGAACACUUCAUUUUACUGGCAUGCUUCGACGCGGACUGAUUUUGGUCUUCAAGGUAUCCGAACUGCAUCCUGAUGUGCGAUUCGUGAAAAUCGUUGCGCCAUUUGGACUAUUGUGUAAAGAAGCUGAAAGAAUUCAAUUGCGCAUGCAGUUGGAUCUAGCAAAGCUCAUCACCAAACCAAAUUCGGAUGAAGCAAAAACUCCAUUGAUACAAAAUAGUGUCAUGUCCCGCAUGUCUCAAAUGAUUUAUGCUCGUCGCCAAGCCAAAGUUCAACGUGAAAUUGCAUCACUAAACAGUUUGACGCCUGAUAUUGUAUGGGAGGGUCCCACAAGUUUGUUUAGAGAUGGUACAAUCAGUCCUAAACGUGCAGCUAUUUUUACUCGUGAGCGUUUGGACAGUUUCUGCGGUGGUGAUAUUUCUAAAUUAGGCCUUCCCUAUGUUCAUUUUCAUUUCUUCUCCAAUGCUCGUCGUAAUAUGCUUGUGCAUUCCAUUGUAUCUGCCUGCACAAUCAACUUUUCCUCUAAUCGGUCCAUUAGAUCUAAUAUUGAUGAUCUAUUGCUCAAAAAGGUAUAUUCUGCCUUUUAUGCUGUGCAUGAUGGCCCUCUGUUGUCAGCUGGAAGCAAAGUAGAGCACAUUGAGAAAACAGGCGAGCUCAAGACAAUCGUCAGCGAAACGCCUAGUAUGAGACCCCUAGGCAUGGAGCGAAAUGUUCGUGCUGAGCUGUAUCAAUCGCUGAAAGACUCGUACAGCAUUCGUUAUUUGUUUUCGUAUCUACCUGUCAAUCAAUUGCGUGAAUAUUUUGGUGAACGUAUUGGAUUCUACUUUGCUUGGUUGGGAUACUAUACAAUUUGGUGUCAAUCUGCUGCAUUUUUUGGGAUUGUGACAUUUGUGUAUGGUAUCUAUCGUUCUGUCAGUUUGCCUCGAAGCAGUAUUCCAGAUCCAAAUGGAAGCGACACUGCCAGUGAGAUUCUUAUUCGUGCCAUACUGUUGUUUGACAACGAGGCUACACCGGUGUAUGCCUUUUUUAUGAGUAUCUGGGCUGUUCUUUGCUUGGAAUUCUGGAAACGUCAAACACAAAGUAUUGCGUUUCUCUGGGAUGUAGCCGAUUAUCGUAAACGUGAAAAAAUUCGGCCUCAGUGGUGCCCGUCUGGAACCCAUAUCUCACCCAUUACCGGAAAAAAGGAGAACUAUGAAUCUCCACGCCAAAAAUGGACAGUGCGAUUUAUCACUGGCAGUAUUGUCACGCUGUGUAUUCUUCUUAUACUUGGGUUUAUUACUGGUUUGAUUGCAUUCAAAGAGUACUUUUCUUCCAUAAGCAGUAAAACAGUCACCAGAUCUGGCAGCAGCAUAAAAAGGACAAUUGUAGAUUCCUUGUACGCUCAUUUGGCAUCAUUUAGUGUUGCUAUUUUUGCCGUGAUUCAAAUUCUUGUUAUUGAUCCGGUUUACACAUAUGUUGCUCGUUAUCUUAACGAUUGGGACAACUACAAGACUGUGUCCGAAUAUGAAGACAAUCUUGUUCUCAAGGGAUUCUUGCUGAGUUUUCUCAAUAACUUUUCAUUGAUUAUCCACACUGCUGUGAUCAAGGCCUUGUUUCGUGUUUACUAUGAGAUUAGCCAAUCCCCCAUUCUCGACUUUGGCAGAUGGGAUGGAAACUGCCAGAUUGUCUCUGUCAAGUUUGGCAUUACCAACUGUAUGUCAGACUUGAUUAUCCAGAUUGCUACCAUGUUUUUUUUCCGACAAUUCUUUACACAGAUAGUUGAUACACUCUGGCCACUGGUUUCCUCAAGAUACAGCGAGAUCAUGAGUUUGAAUUUUGAUUUUGACAACAAUAAUGAGGACAGUAACACCCUCUCCCAAUACGUUCGCGACUCUAAGCUUGCUGAAACCAGCGAUGAGCAAUUUGCAGGCGAGUUUUCCAGCAAGGUGAUUCAGUUUGGCUACCUCACCAUGUUUUCUGCCGCAUUUCCUCUAGCUCCUGUGCUUGCAUACGUCAACAAUUUGGUCGAGAUGCGAAUUGAUAUAUGGAAAUUUAUUACAAUCUACCAACGACCGUUUGCACGUCGUGAGUCUUCAAUCGGACGAUGGGAAUCGAUUAUGCGAUCUGUGGUGACAAUUGGCGUGUUGACAAAUGCUCUAAUUAUUGCAUUUGCGUCGUCAUGGUUCCAAAGAGCUUUUGAUUUAUUUUUUCCAGCUCAUUUGUUCUUGGACCCUCUGCAGGAUGAAAACGAUCCUGGACAAGCCCAACGAACCUUGAUCAAGGUUGCCGUACAGCUUGCAUUUGUGCUUGCGUUUGAGCACUUGGUUUUUUUAGUUGCCGUAUUUAUUGACUAUCUAGUUCCUGAUAUUCCACAAUCGGUACAGCUUGGACAGGAAGCAGAAGAGUAUUUAGAACAAAUGCAAAGUGCAGCACACGAGGAGCGCCUGGAGAAGAAUGCCAAAGCAGCAGCUGAAGCCGCUACAGCAGCAGCCAUGGCCAAUGCAGCCAAAAACUCUGCACUGGCCAAAGCAGCCUUGCUACAAGCCAAGUUGGUCGAGGUUUCAAAUCAAGAUCCACACUUUUUGCAAGCUCAACCGGUAUCAACCUUGGCGGCUCUAGACACUACCGACAAUAGCAUUGCCGAUGAUGCUAGCACUACCUCCAGUGCUACUCAUGGAUAG